UUUCGGUCGUGGCAGAAUCUGUUUGGUGAAUGGAGGGGGCAGUGCAUGGCGUCCACCUCAAAAGUUGUAGGAAAUCGCCGACCUCGAAACCCGCCUCAAGUCAAGUUCGUGUCUUUUCAAGGUUGAGAACAACCAAGAACCAGAGCGACACAAGCACAUGACUGUCUCUCUUCCUAAACCGAAUGAACUGCGACCUUUAAACCAAUCUUCUUACAUAAUGGUCGUUUGAAAAUCUCGUAUUUUCAUCUGGGUUUCCUUCAAAAUCAUUUUUUUUUGUUUCCCUUUCUUCACUUCCUCUGCCCUUCUUGUCUUGGUUCUUCUGUUUUAAGCAGCUUUCUCUUGUUGAUCAUUAAUCAUGUCAAUAUUUAAGGCUUUGAAGCAGUAUCUGUCACUAGUCUACAUUCAAUCUGAUUUGCUGUACUGGAGUGUCUAGAAGAGACGUUAUUUGGUAUAUUGACAAAAGCAAUAUCUACAGUUCCACCUAUGUUACAGGUCACAGGAUUAUUGUUAUGGCAGUUGCACCUGUUGAGAGUAUAACCUCGCUGAGUAGUGAUCUCUUCUAUGACAUAUUACGACGUCUUGAUGGCCCAACGCUGGCUAGUGCAGCUUGCACUUGUGCAUCAUUUUCUUCCAUCUCUAAAGAAGAGAGUUUAUGGGAAAAUGUGUGUUCUUCUGUGUGGCCUUCAACCAAUAGGGAAGAUGUCAAAAGUUUAAUAUCUUCUAUCGGUGGAUACAGAAAAUUCUAUGCAGAUUGUUUUCCUCUUAUUGUAAACAAGGAGGUAGGAGAGUAUCAAUGGAACAACAAUCUUCAGUACCCUGAUGAUUGGACUGAGGCCGAAUAUUAUGGGGACAUGAUUGAAUUUGAAAGCAUCUCUCCAUCAGAUUUUGUUUCCAUUGUGGAUAUCAGGUUUAAGGAGAAACCAAUCUGCUCCAAAGUUCUAUGGGGAAUUCCGAAUGCAAAUGGCUAUGAUGAGUGGUUCUUUAACUGUCCUUUCCGGAUUGAUCUUCUCAGUUGUGCAGAUAGAGAUGAUAAUAAUGAUGGUGUGGUUACCCUUUCAGUAUCUGAUGGAUUGCCACCAAUUACAUCCAUGGAAAGGGAAAAGAAAGAUGGGAAACUAUGGCAGGAGCUUCGUGAUGGUCUCUUGCUUAGUUGGAUCAUAGUAAACAAGAAAAUAAAGCAAUCUGCUAAUCUUGCAAGCUGGAGCCCUUUAGAUGGACAAAGGCAUUGGCCUACAGACAAGGAUUUUGUCUUUCGUUUUGGAUCUGUUCUCUCUGCCAAGGGCAUUCUUCCUUCUGAAGCAGUGCAGUGCAUCCUCAUUAUGAAGUUUAGAGUGGUUCACAUUGAAGAAGAGGGUGUUCAAACAAAUCUUAAGGCAACAGAGCUGAGUAUGCAGUUGGAAGACAUGGAAUGUGCUCAUGUUAAUGGGAGGAACAGUUUGCUUAUUCUUAAGGAAGCACUUAGCUGCCGAAGGAGCAACAAUUUUAGUGAAGUACUUGAAUCCUGUCUUAUGUACUCAAAAGUGCAAAAUAAGUUGAAAGAGGAGAAGAUUAAAAACGAAAGUAGGUUGGACACACUUUGCAUUUUAAGUGGCAUUGUUGCUGUAAUGACAUUUUGGUACUAUGUUUUGUGAUAUGGUAUGGCAUUGUUCGUUUUACUGGAAUAAGCUAAUGUUGAUCUAGCAGAUGAUCAAAUUUGGCACUAA
Molecule: messenger RNA, 1703 nt
Organism: Glycine soja
Lineage: Eukaryota; Viridiplantae; Streptophyta; Magnoliopsida; Fabales; Fabaceae
Product: F-box protein At2g27310-like
Exons: 3
Coding region: 510-1631 (373 amino acids)
Molecular function (GO): protein binding
Source: RefSeq, a predicted model, not a curated record